AUGCUGACUGUGUUUUGUGGGACGGAUGUCCUGACGGAUUUUGUGAUCAUGUUGAUGCCUGUGCCGAUCAUUUGGAAGUUGAAGAUGUCGGUUAAGAAGAAGAUUGGGGUCACGAGUGUGUUCAUGGUUGGUAUAUUCACGAUCGGCGCAGGAGUUGCGAGAACAUAUAUCUAUCUCGUGACGUCCUAUGAUAAAGAGGAUAACCUUGAUUUCAUUGCCGACUUCACGCUGUUUAUCCUGUGGUCGGAAAUCGAGGUCAAUGUGGCUAUGAUUGUCUGCUGCAUGCCAGUCUUUGGACCUGUUCUUGGUAAAUGUCGCGACACUCUGUACCGUCGUUUUGAUCGGUCAAAGGAUGGCGAGCUCGGUCUCCUUGGACAUUCGACAUCGGAAUCGACAAAUGAUGGCAAGACACAUGUCGCCAGUUUCAGAGCUUCGAACAGAUCCUAUCCACAUUAUGAGCAGGGUUGCUGCGAAGCAAAACUCGAUGUUCAUGGUGGAUAA
This is a messenger RNA of Penicillium psychrosexuale, 501 nucleotides long. RefSeq lists its product as uncharacterized. The record is from RefSeq and is a predicted model, not a curated record. The transcript is spliced from 2 exons. NCBI's taxonomy places the organism in Eukaryota, Fungi, Ascomycota, Eurotiomycetes, Eurotiales, Aspergillaceae. Bases 1 to 501 code for a protein of 166 amino acids.